AUGGAUUACGCUGCCAUCUCCAGGCCGCCGCCGCCGCCGCCGCCCCAUCGACGUCACACGGUCUUGCGGAGGACCCGCUUCGUGUGCGUCUCCGACACCCACAACAUCGCCGUCAAACUGCCGAAAGGCGAUGUGCUGAUCCACGCCGGGGACCUGACGAACCAGGGCAGCUACUCCGAGUUAUCGCGGGCCGUCCAAUGGCUUGAGAAGGCCGAUUUUGAAACCAAAAUUGUCAUCGCAGGCAACCAUGACUUGACUCUGGACCCGGUCUUCUACGCCCAGCAGGGGAACCACUUCCACAACCAAAAGCCACAGUCUCCCCGGGCCUGUGCGGCACUCUUGACCGGCUCUCCCACCAUCACGUAUCUCAAACACGAAUCAGCAACGGUCCGCCUCGCCUCACCUGCGGGUCCGCAUACUUGCUUCUCCGUCUUCGCAUCGCCGUACUCGCCGCGCAACGGCCUGUGGGCAUUCGGGUACGACGCGCCUCAGCACGGCGGCGUCGGCGCCACUGCCGACCUGCCCACGUUAUGGGAUGACAUCCCGCUCGACGCAGACGUCGUGGUGACGCACACGCCGCCACACACCCACUGUGACGAGUCUCGCGUUCGGCGGGCUGCGGGGUGCGAGGCGCUGAGACGCGCGCUGUGGCGGGUCAGGCCACGGCUCGCCGUCUGCGGACACGUCCAUGAAGGCCGCGGGGUGGCACGGGUUCGUUGGGACCUCGAGUGCGGCAACACCGCCUUCAAGGAGGAAGGCGUCGAGGGCUGGGACGAUCCGGGACACGGGAACAAGCAGUCCCUCGUGAACCUGACGGCCAAGGGCGGUAACCCAUUGCGCAACGACGGCUCGCAUACGGCGAAUAGCCGUUCGCCCGGCGUGGGAGAGGUUGCCGUUCCCGGGCUGUCUGCUCCGGGCAAGACCUCCGAAAGUACGGCGCAACCUGGGCUCGGCACGCGGGGACUCGGGGGAGACCCGACCUCGCCACGGAGCGACACCGCGGUGCUGGCCGGACGGCUGGGCCGGCGGGAGACGUGCGUAGUCAACUGCGCCAUCAUGGCCAAGAGCUACCCCCACGUCGGCGGCAAGACGGUCAACAAGCCCAUCGUCGUGGAUCUGGACCUGCCGGUGUGGGAGUGGACGCGCGACGGCAUGCCUCGACUCGUGUACACGGAAGACGGGUGA
Colletotrichum graminicola M1.001 is the source of this 1185-nucleotide messenger RNA. RefSeq names its product calcineurin-like phosphoesterase. Lineage: Eukaryota; Fungi; Ascomycota; Sordariomycetes; Glomerellales; Glomerellaceae. Gene Ontology annotation, molecular function: hydrolase activity. The record is from RefSeq and is a predicted model, not a curated record. The transcript has 3 exons. The coding region runs from base 1 to 1185 and encodes 394 amino acids.